This is a messenger RNA of Cyprinus carpio (common carp), 4350 nucleotides long. Its product is annotated as protein kinase C epsilon type. Gene Ontology annotation, molecular function: ATP binding; diacylglycerol-dependent serine/threonine kinase activity. Gene Ontology annotation, biological process: protein phosphorylation. NCBI's taxonomy places the organism in Eukaryota, Metazoa, Chordata, Actinopteri, Cypriniformes, Cyprinidae. The record is from RefSeq and is a predicted model, not a curated record.
UGGAUGAUGCUAAGCCAGAGAGCAGCAGCAGCAGCAGCAGCGGGUCCAGCAGGGCCGCUCCAGUGCCGCACUCACUCAGCCCUCUCCGCGCACUAACUGACGUGUUUUGCGCAUUUCCUGGACCAGCCUUCAGACACACACAGUCGGGAGAAAAAGAGGCAGGUCUGGAGGAAACUGUGUACCGACGGACACACAAGGAUCCUGGAAGAAUCAAGUGAGUACGGAACCCUAGUAAACACUGGUUCUUCUGUCUGGGGCGAACCGAAAGACGCUUUUGCGGGGAUAACUUUCCUCCCAAUGCGCGGAGGAGACACAUCCAGCGCUCCAGUCAGACGAGGGAACGGGCUGCUCACCCGGAGGAGAUCCAGCAUAUAUCUCUGGGAUAUUUUGAGGUGUGGAAUGCUGGUCGUAUCGCCGCUGAUACACUGUAGCUGUCCGUUUUCAAUCCCACUUGCAUUGCUGACUGCCUACAGCGGUGUUUGGACAGCUUCACGACCACAUGCAGGUUGUCCGUAGGUCAUAGCAAUAGAUUCCCUUUCUGUCUGGACCUUCUACACUUCGCAUGCAGAUCCACGAGGACGACGAAGGGCAUUUACAGUUAUUUCCUAAGGAGAAACAAUCCCGAAUACAAACCGGUGGACCGUGACAUAGCCUACACCGGCUGAAUAAUUAACCAGGCGCUUAAGUGGAAUAUUGUUACUAAAGCUCUCAAAAGUGGCCAUGGUGGUUUUUAACGGUCUGCUGAAGAUUAAGAUCUGCGAGGCUCUGGACCUGAAGCCCACAGCCUGGUCUCUGAGACACGCUGUCGGCCCCAAGACGCAAACCUUCCUGCUGGACACGUACAUCGCCCUCAACGUAGAUGAUUUUCGCGUGGGUCAGACCUCGACCAAGCAGAAGACCAACAGUCCGGUCUGGCACGAUGAGUUUGUGACGGAGGUGCACGACGGCCGGAAGAUCGAGCUGUCGGUGUUUCACGACGCGCCGAUUGGCUACGACGACUUUGUAGCCAACUGCACCAUUCAGUUCGAGGAGUUGCUGCAAAACGGCAGCAAACACUUCGAGGACUGGAUAGACUUGGAGCCAGAGGGAAAGGUUUACGUCAUUAUCAACUUGUCUGGAUCAUCCAGUGAAGCAGGAAGCUGUGAGAAUGAGGAGCGUGUAUUUCGAGAACGCAUGCGUCCCAGGAAGAGGCAGGGAGCUGUCCGGAGGAGGGUGCAUCAAGUCAACGGACACAAGUUCAUGGCCACCUACCUGAGACAGCCCACCUACUGCUCACACUGCCGUGAUUUCAUCUGGGGUGUAUUAGGAAAGCAAGGGUAUCAGUGCCAAGUGUGCACCUGUGUAGUUCAUAAACGCUGCCAUGAGCUGAUCAUCACGAAAUGUGCAGGUCUGAAGAAACAGGAGGACACCACAGAGGAGGUGGGGUCUCAGCGCUUCAGCGUCAAUAUGCCUCAUAAGUUCAGGAUUCACAACUACAAAGUCCUGACCUUCUGUGACCACUGCGGUUCAUUACUGUGGGGCCUGCUGCGGCAGGGACUCCAGUGCAAAGUUUGUAAGAUGAAUGUGCACAAGCGUUGUGAGAGUAAUGUAGCUCCUAACUGUGGGGUGGACGCCAGGGGCAUCGCUAAGGUGCUGUCCGACCUCGGAGUCACUCCAGAUAAACUCUCCUGCAGCGUCCAGAGGAGAAAAAAGAUCUCUCAGGGUCCAGAUCCGCAGCCCUUACCCAUAUCCCCACAGUUAGAAGAGGAUCGAUCCAAAUCUGCACCCACAUCACCAUGUGACCAGGAUAUAAAGGACCUGGAGAGCAUCAGAAAGGCACUUUCGUUUGACCAUCGCGGAGAGGAGCUGAAGCCAGCCUCGUCCUCCUCUCUGACCGAGGGCCUGUCAGAGGAGACGCAGGAGGCCAGAGAGAACGGGGACGUGAAGAUGCUCCAGACCAAAAGGAUGACGCUGGAAGACUUCUCCUUCAUCAAAGUGCUCGGGAAAGGCAGCUUCGGCAAGGUGAUGCUGGCAGAGUUAAGAGGCACUGAUGAGGUUUAUGCAGUGAAAGUGUUGAAGAAAGACGUGAUCCUGCAGGACGAUGACGUGGACUGCACUAUGACUGAAAAACGCAUUCUAGCACUGGCCAGAAAACACCCUUACCUGACCCAACUCUACUGCUGCUUUCAGACCAAGGACCGUUUGUUCUUCGUCAUGGAAUAUGUGAACGGCGGAGACCUGAUGUUCCAGAUCCAACGUUCACGCAAAUUCGAUGAAGCUCGUUCCCGGUUUUACGCUGCCGAGGUGACCUCAGCCCUCAUGUUCCUGCACCAAAAUGGGGUCAUUUACAGGGAUUUGAAGCUAGACAACAUUCUGCUGGAUGCAGAGGGUCACUGUAAGCUGGCAGACUUUGGCAUGUGUAAGGAGGGAAUCCUGGAUGGCAUCACAACCACAACAUUCUGUGGCACACCAGAUUACAUUGCCCCGGAGAUCCUGCAGGAGCUUGAGUACGGCCCGUCUGUGGACUGGUGGGCUCUAGGUGUGCUGAUGUAUGAGAUGAUGGCUGGCCAGCCUCCUUUUGAAGCUGAUAAUGAGGAUGACCUUUUUGAGUCUAUUCUCCAUGAUGACGUCCUUUAUCCUGUGUGGCUCAGUAAAGAGGCCGUCAGCAUUCUUAAAGCGUUCAUGACAAAGAGCCCCAGUAAGCGGUUGGGUUGCGUAGUGUCCCAAGGACUAGAUGAAGCUAUUAAAGUACAUCCGUUCUUCAAAGAGAUUGAUUGGGUACUUCUGGAACAGAGGAAGAUCAAGCCGCCUUUCAAACCACGUAUUAAAACCAAAAGGGACGUCAACAAUUUUGAUCAGGACUUCACCCGCGAGGAGCCAGUGCUCACCCCUGUGGAAGAUGCCAUUAUCAAGCAGAUCAACCAGGAUGAGUUCAAAGGCUUCUCUUACUUCAGCGAAGAGACCCUGUCCUAAUACUAAAACCUCCAUCUCCUGCGCUGUGCGGAGCGCUGCAAACGCUGUGAAUGCCCACAAGCAUCAUUUACCAAGAAUUUGAUGCUUUCAAUUAAAAGUAGAGAGUUAGGCGUUAUAAUCUUUCCUGCUGAACCCCAAAAACCGUACGUGUGUGCACAGAUACUCACACAUUUGCACCGAAUGAAACUGAGUCAUCUUUAUUUAAUGUAUAUAAAACACUUAAGGGAGCUCAUGUGACAUCACUAAAGCAGCUGGAUAGAGCUCAUUAGAAGUCCAUUUCAUGUUUCAUUUCUCCUCCCAUCAUGCAGUGAAUCAGGGUAAUGGUACACCUGGAGUCAAUCCAUUUACACUAGCACCAUUAUGAAAUACAAAAACCAAAUGUAAAGUACAAGUUUUGCAGAUGUGAUGCUUAUGAAUGUGAGAAUUGGGAGUUUUAAGCACUCAGCAUUGGGAUCUGAUCACAUAAUGGUCUGAUAGCCAGAGUCAGUGAUUGGACGGUACUGGGAAGGACUCAGAACUGCCUUUCAUGAGACCAUCAUGCCAUUUCCAUUUUAAAAAACAGUAGUGUGACAUAUAUGCAAGUCACCAAAACAAGUGUUGUGUGUGUGUGUGUGUGUGUGUGUGUGUGUGUGUCGUUUUUCUCAUUAUGUUACUGGAUUGUUUUGUUGCUAGGAUGUAGAAAUUGUUGGUUUCUCUACAAUGCAACAAGACCUUUUAUUAUGAAUGGGCCAGGACAGUAGCCAAUCCCAUCUCUAUAGUCUACAGUACGUACAAGUCCUGAUUACCCUGAUCAUUAGCCUGUGAACUUUGAAAAUAGACUAAUCAUCUGCUGCAUGGUUAUGCCUAUGAUAUUCUUGUGUAUUAUUAGACAAUGAGAAACUGUUAUGUGCAAUAUUCUGUGUGUGUGUGUGUGUGUGUGUGUGUGUGUGUGUGUGUGUGUGUGUGUGUGUGUGUGUGUGUGUGUGUGUGUGUGUGUGUGUGUGUGUGUUUGUGUGUGUGUGUGUGUGUGUGUUGGUUUAGAAUUAUUUUUUCCUCUCCAUCUCACCUUUAAUGUCUCUGAUUUCCACCGUUUUUUGCAGACUGUCCGUUUUGGUUGGUAAUCGUUAGGUUGUCAGGUCAUGCGAUAUCCAGCACAGGUCCUUUAUUUCAGCUGCUACAGCUUCUGUAUUUCAUAUACUCUAGUUAAACAAGAGGCAAAAUAUUAAGCUUCUGUGGCAAAAAAGUAAAAUACAUAGAAAUGAUCUUCCAAUCUAAAUAUAGCACAACUGAAGUACCCUAGAAUUACCCUAGAAUCAGUUCAUUUUAUUAUAAACAUAAGAAAUAAUGAACGCAUUUGUAAUAAAUUCAGCAUCUUAAACAUGUCAUUGCAAGUGUUUUUUUUUUGUUUUCUUUGUUUUU